ACAAACUCAUUUCUCUUUUACUCUCUCUCCACACACACAUACACUAAACCAUUCUCUUAUCAACAUCACUAUGGCUGACCGUAUGCAUCCACACCAAGUUCAAGUUCAUCCUUCAACUCGUUAUGAAGGUGGUGGAAUGAAAACACUUCUUCCUCAUAGAGGUCCUUCAACUGGCCAAAUUCUGGCGAUCGUCGCGCUUGUUCCUGUCGGUGGGACACUUCUAGGACUUGCAGGACUCACCCUUCUUGGGACCAUUAUUGGCCUUUGUGUUGCUACUCCUGUGUUUUUGCUCUUUAGCCCGGUUCUCGUACCAGCUGCUAUCACGGUUGCGCUAGCUGUCACCGGCUUCUUGACUUCAGGUGCAUUUGGAUUGACGGGUCUAUCAUCACUAUCUUGGAUUGUGAAUUACUUUAAGCAGGGGAGGAGCACGAUGGAGCAAUUGGAUUACACGAAAAGGCGCAUUCAAGAACGAGUGGCAGAUGCAACGGCGACAGUGGGACAAAAGACUAAGGAUGUUGGACAAGCAAUACAGAGCACAGCACAGCAAGGGAAAGAAAGUGCCAGGACUACUACUUGAUCUAAUAGAGCUUUAAUUAGCUUAUCUUCCCAUGGAAAUAAUGAUGUGAAGCAUGCACUCUAAUGUUAGUAGCUUUUCUUUUUAAGGUUUUUCAA
Messenger RNA from Lycium ferocissimum, 672 nucleotides. Its product is annotated as oleosin H1-like. NCBI's taxonomy places the organism in Eukaryota, Viridiplantae, Streptophyta, Magnoliopsida, Solanales, Solanaceae. Gene Ontology annotation, cellular component: membrane; monolayer-surrounded lipid storage body. The transcript is spliced from 2 exons. Gene Ontology annotation, biological process: lipid storage; seed oilbody biogenesis; response to freezing. The coding region runs from base 71 to 577 and encodes 168 amino acids. The record is from RefSeq and is a predicted model, not a curated record.